Paramecium tetraurelia is the source of this 2028-nucleotide messenger RNA. RefSeq lists its product as uncharacterized. Gene Ontology annotation, biological process: protein phosphorylation. NCBI's taxonomy places the organism in Eukaryota, Ciliophora, Oligohymenophorea, Peniculida, Parameciidae. Gene Ontology annotation, molecular function: protein binding; ATP binding; protein serine/threonine kinase activity. The transcript has 7 exons. The record is from RefSeq and is a predicted model, not a curated record.
AUGCAAAUUCCUCAAGGUCAACCAGAAUUUAGACCAAGUCGACUAACUCGAUACUCAAACUAAACGUUUUAUUCGAUGGAAAAUUGCGAUGUUUUCAACAAUCAGAUUGAAAAUAUAGACUUGAUGAUGGAUUAAAUUCCAAUGUUAUAAUAAGUGUUUGAAGUACGAUAUACAUAACAUAAAGAAAACUAAUUAUAGAAAUUUUACAAUAUGCCAAAUCAAGAAAGGAUGUUUUAUAUGAUUGAUAAGGAUUCAGGCAGAAUUUUUGACAUGCGAAUUCCAGAGUAAGCCAAGGAAAUCCAAGAAAUAAUGAAUGGUAAUACGGUUAAUUUUAUCAAGGAUUAGGCAUGGAAUGAUUUUAUAUUGUUGACCAAAAAAAUGAAUGAACACCUCUUGGACUAUGCAGAAUUGGGGGACGCACAAUCAAUAGAGACAUUAUUGAUACCUACCAUCGAAUAUUACCUUGAUGUGGAUACAAAAGGUCUGGAUGAUUGGACAGCCUUGCAUUUUGCAUCAAAUGAAGGGAAUUUGAACAUAGUGGACAUCCUCAUAAAACAUGGAGCAACAGUUGAUGCACUAACCAAAUUUUCACGAACCCCUUUCUUUUUGACAGUAAUGUAGAAUUUCAUAGAAUGUGCAAAUGUUUUGCUGCAACAUAACGCCAAUAUCAAUAGCUAGGAUAAGGAUGGCAACACUCCUUUGCAUAUUGCAUCUUAAAUGGGAUCAACAGAUAUGAUAGCCUUUCUAUUAGAGAAGAAGGCUGAUCCGAAUAUAAGAAACUCUUUCAAUUAGAAUUGCAUCCAGAUUUGUUGUGAUGCAAAUAGUUUACAAAUCUAUAUCAAAUAUGGGUACGCUCACAAUGAAGAAAGCUAUGAACGUACCAUAAUACCAGGCACUAACUUCCUCUUAAGAAAUAGUAGGUAUGAUCACGUGAUGAAAUUUAUGACUAAAGAGAAACAAACUGAAGGAUAGACUGCAAAUGCUUAGAAUUAAGUUACAAACCAAAACAAUACUAAUAAGAAAAUAUCGAAAUUCUAAAAUCUGGCUAAAUUUUAGAAUGUUAAUCUUUUGAAACAUAAGAUGACUCCAAACAUGUUCAAUUUUUAUUAACUAUUGGGAAAAGGAUCUUUUGGGGAAGUAUAUUUAGUGGAUAAAAUUGGAUCAGAAAAUAGGAAAUUAUUUGCAAUGAAAAUAUUGAAGAAAGAAAGAAUGAUGUCAUAGAACUUAUUAAAAUAUGCAGAAACAGAAAAGGAAGUAUUGAGUGUAAUGCAUCAUCCAUUCAUAGUCAAAUUGAAUUAUGCAUUUCAAACAGAAUCUAAAUUAUUUUUGGUUAUGGAUUUCUGUCCUGGAGGUGAUCUCUCCAAAUUGCUUGAUAUAAAGAGGAAGUUACCAGAAGAAGAUGCUAAAAUUUAUGUGGCUGAAAUAUUAUUAGCUAUUGAAUGUUUACAUAAAAACAACAUCAUAUUUAGAGAUUUGAAACCAGAAAAUGUUGUAUUAGAUUCGGAAGGACAUGCUCUAUUAACAGACUUUGGAUUGUCAAAGAAAGGAGUCACUGAUGAAGAAUUAAAUAAAUCAUUCUGUGGUUCACCUGCAUACUUACCACCUGAGAUAUUAUCUAAAUAGGGACACAACAGAAUGGCCGAUUGGUAUGGAUUAGGAGUGAUGACCUAUGAAUUAUUGGUUGGUAUUCCUCCAUAUUAUGCCAAUGAACGUGAAUAAUUGUUUGAUAAUAUCAGAAAAGGACCAUUAAAAAUACCAAGAAGCUUAUCCAAUGAAGCAAAACAGUUUAUUGUAGCUCUGUUAAACAGAGAUCCAAACAAAAGAUUGGGAGCUAAUCUAGAUGGUGAAGAAGUUCGAGAACAUCCUUGGUUAGCAACGAUCAAUUGGAAGGAUUGUUAUGAUAGAAAAUUAAAACCACCUAAACCAACAGAACAAACAUUUAAUAAUGUGCCAUUGAGGAUCAACUUUAUGGAUACUGAUGAAAAUAAAAAUAAGAUUACAGGAUGGUCAUUCUAUGAAGAAUCAUGA